GAGAGGAGGAGAGGAGGAAGAGGAGGAGGAGGAGGAUAUAAGCGGAGCGGCAGUCGGGGCGCAGCGUUCCUCCCUCUGUGACCAUCAAACACUUGUGAAACCACUAAGAGCGCACAAGACCUCCGGCUUUGGGACAUCUGAACUUUCUCCUCACGGGACCACUUUGUUUCUCCGGGACUUUUGAGCGGACCGGAUCGGAGGUUUGCAGGUGGGGGGGGCACUCAAAUGCAAAAGUGCAUGUAUGACAGAGCCAUGGCUCACGAGACGAGGAACGGAGCGAGCGUAAACAACAACAACAACAGCAGCAGCAGCAGCAGCAGGAGGAAGCUGCUCGUGGCGCUGGAUGUCUUCUGCCUGCUGCUCGCUAGCCUGCCUUUCCUCGUCAUUGAGUCUAGCCUCAUAGAGCCGUACCAGCGCGGCUUUUACUGUUCGGACGAGUCCAUCCGCUUCCCCCGAAAAGAGGGAGACACCAUUAGCGACGCCGUGCUAUGUGGUGUCGGCAUUCUUAUUGCCAUCUUCUCUAUUGUGAUUGGAGAAUGCUUCCGGAUUCACCAGCUACGUGAGGGAACCAAGUCCUUCGUGGGGAAUCCUUACGUGGCCGCCCUCUACAAGCAGAUGGGCGUGUUCCUCUUCGGGUGCGCCGUCAGCCAGUCGUUCACCGACAUCGCCAAGGUGUCGGUGGGCCGCCUGAGGCCUCACUUCAUCGACGUGUGUCGGCCCGACUUCUCCGCCAUCAACUGUUCGCUGGGAUACAUCACCAACUACACCUGCGGCGGCGAGGACAGCAACGUCCAGGAGGCCAGGAAAUCCUUCUUCUCAGGACACGCCUCUUUUUCAAUGUACACCAUGCUCUACCUGGCUUUGUACCUCCAGUCCAGGUUCUCAUGGCGUGGCGCCCGUCUCCUUCGCCCGCUGCUCCAGUUCACCCUGUUGAUGAUGGCCUUCUACACCGGCCUGUCACGCGUCUCCGACCACAAACACCACCCGACGGACGUGCUGGCGGGCUUCGUGCAGGGCGCCAUCGUGGCCUGCUGCAUAGUGUUCUACGUUUCGGACCUGUUUAAGCCCCGGAUGAAGCCGGCUACGCCCCCGCCCCCCCCCAUCAAGAAGGAGCUGCUCCCUUCGUCCGACAUCAUCGAGAGGAACAACCACCACAACAUGGUGUGAGCGGGCGAGCGAGAGAGAGAGGCCGCUUCUUCCUGUGAGCCGAGGAGCCAAUCGCAGCGCUGCUCGCCUCUCAUUGGACAGUAGAAUGUAGCGGCGACAGGCUCCUCCCCUGGUUUUAUAUUCUUUUUUAUUUUAUCCUCCUCUCGGACUCCAGACUUAUUAUUCACUAUAAUUUACGCUAACUACUAAUCAACAUUUGAGCCAUCGUUUACGAGCACAAACGGAAGAGCAAACUGACGAGGAGGUUCGAUGGAGGUGAAGAAGAAGACAAACCCUUCCUGAGGGGAGGGGGCGCUUCCUCUGCUGGGGGGUCGUGGAACGCUGUCGCACUACUUCCUGCCGUGAGAAGGACGCACCACAACACAACGUAGGACCUACAGCACCGUUCUUAUCACCACUCGCCGCCCGAGACGUCUCACGCAGAGAAGACUUGACGCCGCCGCCACGACACACUCGAGUUAGCGUAGCGAUAGCAACGGGCCGCUGUGGGGGCUACAUGCUAGCUGCUACUGGUGAUGUCGCAGCGGCCUCCUCUGAAGGUCGUUUCCUGGCCAAUCAGAUCACGUCAGGUUGGUCUUUCUGUCGUUGACUCUUGAGCGGCACAAACCCGGGACGGUGCAUUUCGUGGGGGUUAGAUGUAUUAA
This is a messenger RNA of Pungitius pungitius (ninespine stickleback), 1811 nucleotides long. It is a transcript of the gene plpp3, whose product is annotated as phospholipid phosphatase 3. Gene Ontology annotation, molecular function: phosphatidate phosphatase activity. NCBI's taxonomy places the organism in Eukaryota, Metazoa, Chordata, Actinopteri, Perciformes, Gasterosteidae. Gene Ontology annotation, cellular component: plasma membrane. The record is from RefSeq and is a predicted model, not a curated record. Gene Ontology annotation, biological process: phospholipid dephosphorylation; signal transduction; phospholipid metabolic process.